ACCCAAAUUACCUUUGGGCCUUCACCCUCUUCCAGCCCCAUCUAUCCCUAUACCGCAACCCAAUCCCUCCUUCCCUCGGCCCACUUCCCCUGAUCCAAUAACUCAACCCCCACUCUCUACAGCCCACCCAUCGCCCUCUGCAGCCCACCCACUCUCAACAACCCAUCCACCCCCCUUGACAGCCCAACCAUCCACUACAGCCCAACCACCGCCCUCCCCUUCCUCACCUGCUGCCCGAUCCCUCGCCCCACCCAAACCCGCGAGACCUCUGCUCCAGUACCGUCGUCGCGUCUCUUCCACCUCUGUCCAACCUCGCACAUCCCUGUCCACUCCUCCUCCAUCCAAAUCUCUCCCCCCUCCUUCCAUCAUUACAAAUCGCCCACCAUUCAAUACAUCCCCUCGCCUCCUUCCCUCACCCAAUCUUUCGUCCUCUGCUGAUGUUCCUCCCCGACGGAUUGUGACUCGCUCCCAAACCGGACAUUUGAAGCCUCGUCAAUUCGUCGCCACCACUGCCUCUACUCUGCCUUCCACGGCGGCAGCGGCUAUGAAGUCUCCACAGUGGCGAUCGGCAAUGACGGUUGAGUUUGAUGCGCUAAUGAGAAAUCAUACCUGGGAGCUUGUCCCUGCUCCUCGAGGAUGCAACGUACUCUCUAAUCGGUGGAUCUUUGCUAUCAAAACCAACCCCGACGGCUCGGUUGAACGAUAUAAGGCGCGACUUGUUGCUCGGGGUUUCCAGCAGAUUCCCGGUCAUGAUUUCACCCAAACAUUCAGUCCUGUACUGAAGCCUGCAACUUUGCGUUUGCUUUUGGGGCUUGCUGUCUCCAAUUCUUGGCCACUACAUCAGCUCGAUAUCUCCAAUGCCUUCUUAAAUGGCACCCUACAGGAGGAUGUUUAUAUGCAGCAGCCUACAGGUUUUAUUAACCCAGAUUUUCCUGAUUAUGUGUGUCGCCUCAAGAAAUCAAUAUAUGGUCUUCGGCAGGCUCCGAGAGCUUGGUUUAAUUGCUUAUCAACAGCUCUUCGCGAGUUUGGUUUCUCUGCUUCUCAGACAGAUCCAUCGCUAUUUAUCUACAGGAGGGGUUCGGCCAUGAUUUACAUGUUAGUCUAUGUUGAUGAUCUUGUUAUUACAGGCACCGAUUCAUCCAUUAUUCAGCAGCUUAUGGUAUUUCUUCGUUCCAAGUUUGCCUUGCGUGAUUUGGGUCGUUUAUCAUACUUUCUUGGUCUCGAAGUGCAUCACACAGCCGAGGGCUUGAUUCUAAAUCAACGGAAGUAUAUACUUGAGCUUCUGAAUCGUUCAGGGAUGUCUACUGCCAAAGCACUCUCCACUCCUUGUACGGCUGAUCAGCUCCUGCAAAGUGCCUCCGAUGUGUCUCCUGCCUUUGCUGAUCCGGGACUCUACAGAAGCAUUGUGGGUGGCCUCCAAUAUCUCAGCUUCACUCGACCCGACAUCUCAUUUGCUGUCAAUCAUGUGUCUCAGUUCCAGCACUCUCCUACUGAUGCUCACUGGGCAGCGGUCAAACGUAUCAUGCGUUACUUACAAGGGACUUUGACUCAAGGCUUGGUAUUUCAACGCUCUCCUCAGCCUCAGCUCCACGGUUAUUCUGAUGCCUCAUUUGCUUCAUGUCCUCGCGAUCGGAAGUCCAUCUCUGGGUAUGCUGUUUUCUAUGGUCGCAAUUUGGUUUCAUGGUCAACUCGCAAGCAACAGGCAGUUGCUAGAUCGUCUACUGAGUGUGAAUACCGGGCUCUGGCCACUUUAGCUUCCGAGGUUAUUUGGUUACAAGCCUUACUCACCGAGAUUGGCCAGCCUCCUUCCUCGUCUCCUGUUCUCUGGUGUGAUAAUUUGGGCGCCACUUACCUUGCCCACAACCCAGUUUUUCACACAAGGUCGAAGCAUAUGGAAAUAGAGUUUCAUUUUGUUCGCGAUCGCGUUAACAAACAACAACUACAUGUUCGGUAUCUGCCCGCCACAGAUCAACUUGCCGAUGUUCUUACUAAGCCGCUUUCUCGACUGCCAUUUCGCAAUUUUUGUUCCAAGUUUCACCUCACCGAGGUUCCACUUGCGGGGGCGUGAUAAGGGAGAGCUAUUCUCGAAACAACCUCAACAGCUCUUGCCCACUUUGUUGUUCUGUUACUUUUCUGUUCCUUACUUCUAGUGAGCUGUUUCUCCUGUACGUAGGAUUAGCAAUCUUGUUGCUAUCUUGUUGCUAUCACUGAUGUAUAUAUACACACACAAUCAAUAAGAACAAUCAGGAUUUCCAAUACACUUUCACAUAUCAC
Molecule: messenger RNA, 2274 nt
Organism: Linum trigynum
Lineage: Eukaryota; Viridiplantae; Streptophyta; Magnoliopsida; Malpighiales; Linaceae
Source: the annotation of a GenBank genome assembly